Lacerta agilis (Sand lizard) is the source of this 1941-nucleotide messenger RNA. RefSeq names its product ribosome biogenesis regulator 1 homolog (gene RRS1). The record is from RefSeq and is a predicted model, not a curated record. Gene Ontology annotation, biological process: ribosomal large subunit biogenesis; ribosomal large subunit export from nucleus; ribosome biogenesis. Gene Ontology annotation, cellular component: preribosome, large subunit precursor; nucleolus; nucleus. Gene Ontology annotation, molecular function: protein binding. Bases 47 to 1132 code for a protein of 361 amino acids. Lineage: Eukaryota; Metazoa; Chordata; Lepidosauria; Squamata; Lacertidae. The transcript has a single exon.
AAGAGAGAGAGAGGGCUGAGCUGCCGUUGGCGACCCCCUCGCGGAAAUGGCCGUGUCGUCCGUGGAGGACCUGCUGGCUCGCGCCGAGGAGCGCGAAGCGGAGACGCAGCGCAGCGUGGCUGUGCACAAGGAGCUGGAGCUGGAGUUCGACGUGGGCAACCUGCUGGCGGUAGACAAGAACCCGGCGCCGCGCGGCACGGGGGCCGCCUGCCCGCAGCGCGAAGUCCUCCUGCGCGCCUUGGCCCGCGACAACACGCAGCUGCUGGUGGGCCAGCUGUGGGCGCUGCCGUCGGAGCGCGCCGAGGGAGGAGCGGGUCCCGUGGUGGCGCGGCUGCCGGACCCUUCGACGCGGCUGCCCCGGGAGAAGCCCCUGCCCAAGCCGAAGCCCCUCACGCGCUGGGAGCAGUUCGCCCGGCUCAAAGGCAUCCGCCCCACGCGGAAGAAGCGCGGCACGCUGGUGUGGGACGAGGCGGCCAAGGAAUGGCGGAGGCGCUGGGGCUACCAGAGGGCCGGCGGGGACCCGUCCCGGGACUGGCUGCUCGAGGUGCCCGACUCGGCCCACCCGCUCGAGGACCAGUUCGCCAAGAAGCGCCAGGAGAAGCGCGAGAAAGUGGCGCGCAACGAGUACAACCGCCUCAGGAACCUGGCGCGCGCCCACCGCGGCGGCGGCGCCUCCUCCGCCGAGCUGCACCCCACGGGCCACCAGGACCGCUCCGAGUUGGGCCGAGUCACCGCCCUCGCCCGCGUCUCCACCGCCUCCGUCGGCCGCUUCCAGCCUCGCCUCCCCAAGGAGCCCCGCGCUCCACAAAGCGCCCGGGGCAAGAAGCGCCGCUUCGGGCCCGUGUUGGGAGAUCUCGACGGGGAGAAGAAGAGGCAGCUGGAGCUUGUCCGGAGCCUGGGCAGCAGAAAGACGCCUCUGGACCUGACCCGCGCGGUCAACAAGCAGCUGCGGGAAGACGAGGCCGAGGCUGCUAAAGCCAAGGGCAAGAAGCAGGGGCAGCGGGGCAAGAGGGGCCGGCGCCAGCAACAGAGGCCCGGUGGGGCCAAGGGCAAGAAAAGUGGAGGGGCAGCUCGGAGAGGGAAGGCCGGGCGACCGGGAAGUGGCGGCGGCGGCAAGGGGAAAAGAAAAUGAGCCUGGCCACCAAGUGUGCAUCAUCUAAAGAGAACUGAGGACCUCAGCAAAUUACAGGACUACAGUAUCUUAAUUAUAUUUAAGGAAAUGUGGCCUUGACUUGCAGAUACUUUUUUCUCUACUUGGGCAGUGGUCUUAGACCCUCUUGAGAACUUGGUUGGGCCAAAGAAACAAAAGUGGGGUGAGACCUUUAUCCCUCCAGAAAACCAAACCAAACCUUGAGCAAUAAUACUUGACUGAAUUGGAGCUGGGGUGGCCUUGAGAAGGCAGAUCUUUUCACUCUGCAAAGAAUAAAAGUUAUGUAAGACGUAUGCAAAGAUCUCAUGGAGCGUAUAAUUUCCCAAAAGUUACAGAAAUACAGUUCAUUUGUUAUUCUAUACUGUGACUUGGAUUGACAAUAGUCAUAAAAUCAUGACAAAGGUGUGCUGAAAUAUUUGUAAAGUUAUGCAUCAUACAAAAUAUAAUCCUAAUAGUCUUUCUUUACUUUUAGUGAUACCUCAAGUGAACAUCUUUAAGAAGUCAAAUAUGUGUCUGAAAAUGCGUAAUGAUGACAAUGUGAAUGCAGAUAAUCCUGCAAAGUAAUACAGAAAGAGCAGAGCAAUUUCAGACCUCAUGUAUACUUCUUUUUAGCCUAGUAGUUGAAUCAAAUCCAAAGUUUGAUAUUACAUGGAUCUUAAAUAUUGAUGUGACUCGGAGGAUUCCUGUGUUUCUUUUGAAAGACACAGAAGAAACUCAUUGAUUUGAGUCUGAAUUUGUGUUUUAUAUAAAUAUUUUAUGUUGUAUAAGAAACAAUGUGUCUUUGUCUUAAA